UACUAGUCAGCUAUAAACUUAAUAAAGCACCGCUAAUAAUUUCGCCUCCAGUCAAGGGGUGGCUUGUGAAUCUGAAACGAAGUUAUUGCAUAUGCAUAGUUGGAGGUUCUACUAAUUUCCACCACACAACUAAACCUAAAAAGCUAGCACAAAGUAAUAGUACUGAAGCAAAGAAAUUAAAGAAGAAGAAAAAGAUGGGAGUAGCUGAAGAAGCUCACAACGUUAAAGUGGUUGGCUCAGGCGAGAAGACGGUGGUACUUGGCCAUGGCUUUGGCACUGAUCAAUCUGUUUGGAAACACCUUAUGCCUUACCUAGUUGAUGACUAUAGAGUUGUUGUAUAUGACAACAUGGGUGCUGGACCGACAAAUCCAGAUUACUUCGAUUUUGAACGUUAUGCUUCUCUUGAAGGUUAUGCCUAUGAUUUACUUGCCAUUUUGGAGGAGCUUCAGAUCGAUUCUUGCAUUUAUUUAGGCCAUUCCUUAUCCUCUAUGACUGGUGUUAUUGCUUCCAUAUUUCGUCCUGAUCUCUUCUCUAAACUCAUCUUGCUUUCUGCUUCUCCAAGGUUUAUAAAUGCAGAUGACUAUUACGGAGGAUUUGAAAAGGAAGAUAUUGACCAACUAAGCCAAGCGAUGGAGUCGAACUACAAGUCAUGGAUCGACGGUUUUGCGCCGUUAGUAAUUGGCGGUGACAUGGACUCAGUGGCAGUACAAGAAUUCAGCAGAACCUUAUUCAACAUGAGACCAGACAUAGCACUAAGUGUCUUUCGUACAAUCUUCACAUUUGAUUUAAGGCAUUUUCUAUCUCGUGUCACAGUGCCUUGUCACAUAAUUCAGAGCUCAAAGGAUUUGGCCGUGCCUGUGGCUGUCGCAGAAUAUAUUCACCAAAAUUUGGGCGGAAAGUCAAUUGUCGAAGUCAUCUCAACUGAAGGUCAUCUUCCUCACUUGAGUGCACCAGAAGUCACUGUUCCUGUGCUGCUUCGCCAUAUUUCUCAUGAUAUUUCCAGUGAUACUUUUUAGAUUUUAGGAUCUGUGUAUGCUAAGCUGAAUUACGUUUUCGUGCUUUUAACAUUUCUCUCCUGAUCAUAGAUGUUGCGUGGUGCUGUAUAAAAAUAAAAAAACAAGUAUAUUUUCCUCCAUAUCUUCUGGGGAUUUAAUUUAUAUUUACUGCAAUAUUGGUAAA
This is a messenger RNA of Nicotiana attenuata, 1179 nucleotides long. RefSeq names its product probable esterase KAI2. Gene Ontology annotation, biological process: response to karrikin. The transcript is spliced from 2 exons. The record is from RefSeq and is a predicted model, not a curated record. Bases 195 to 1016 code for a protein of 273 amino acids. NCBI's taxonomy places the organism in Eukaryota, Viridiplantae, Streptophyta, Magnoliopsida, Solanales, Solanaceae.